AUGAGACAGACACGUGGAAGGGCAUUCCUGGAAAUGGAGAAGUACAUAAAUAAGCGUAAAAAAGAGCUUCGUUCAGAGUGAAAUUGGUAAGUGAGAGAAAGUUGCAGUGCACGCCUUAAGAAGAAGGAGACCUCGUGAAGGAGGAGGCUGUUAGAAUUCGCAUUCUAAGGCAUGACUACUGCGGGGAAAUCAGCGGUGGUGGUGGAAGGCUCACCACAGUCAAAUGCGCGUGCUGGUGGGGUGUUUGCCUUGAAAAGGAAAGCAGAAUUUAUUAAAAGUGCAUCUCCCGUGCGUAGAAGUGGUAGGCUGAUGCUGGUACAGCUUAAGAAGAGACCAAAGCGGGAUGCUGAACAUGUGGAUUUAGGUGAAGAAAAGGAUGAUGGGUCCAAAGAUGCUGAUGAUGUAGAGAAAGAGGAUAAGGAUGACGAUGAGGUUAUGGAUUGUGCAGGAAAUGAUGCUGAAGAUCCUGAGCAUGAGGGUGAUAGUUCUGAUAGUGACGAUGAUUUUGAGGAACCCCCAAAGAAGAAUAUCAGUGUGGAUAUCCCUCAACCAGUGAAUUCAAAAGUUGCAACAGUGGUGAAGAAAAGGAAGGACGGGCUUCGGAAGAUGAAGGAAAAGUACAUGAGGAUAAAGACGAGAUCUUCACCACAUGUGUUGCAGGGAGUGUUGGAUGCUCUGAAUAACAUCCAAAAGCAGGAGAUAGAAAAGAUUGGUUUCGGUUCUAUUCUGAGGUUACGGUUGACAGAGCUGCCUGCCAAAUUGGGGUAUUGGGUGGUAAAGAAUUUUAAUCCAAGGAGCAGCACACUUGAGCUUCCAAAGCAUGUCAGAUUGCAUAUCAGCAUAGAAGAUGUUGAGCAUGUGUUGGGCUUUCCGAGGGGAAAUAUUAAGAUAAGUAACAAAGCAAGGAGUGAGAAAUGUAGCUUGGUUGAGGAGUGGAGAGCAGAAUUUGGCAAGAAGGAUAAUAGGAUAACGCCGUUGGAGUUGGGUCAGAAGCUGUUGACAUACGAGGAGGGUGGGGUGUGGUUUGUUCGCCAUUUUGUGUUGUUGGUAGUGGCACUUCUCGUAGAUACUCCAAGCCAUGGUUACGUUAACCCUGCUGUGUUGAAGAACAUAGCUAACAUUGAUUCAGUAGUGAGAUUGAAUUGGUGUGAAUAUGUGCACAGGACAUUGAUAGACAGUGCAAUCAGGUGGGAGGAUGGAAAGAGUAAAUACUUCACAGGACCAUUGAUGUUUCUGAUGGUUUUCUAUGUUGAUAGGGUGGUUCUUUACAAUAGGGAUGUGGAGAGGACAGCACCUGCUUUUGUUGGCUGGACAUCAAAGAUACUUAGGGAUAGAGAGAAUAAAGAAGUGAAGGCUGGUGGCUUUGGUUUGGGAUUUGACGAUGGAAAGUAUGUGUGUGAGAAAUCUGUAGCUGAGGAAAACAACGCGGAUGACAAUGCAAAGGGGGCAGAAGGCAUUGAGGUUCGAGGAGAGAAAGAUUCUAUUUUGAGAGAAGGCACUCAGCAGACCGAGAUGCGAGAUGAGGAUGGUGAUGUCUUGAAGUUUGCAGAAAAGGGUAAGAUGCUGGCAAAGUCAGUCGUGGAGUUAGUGUCGUUAAUGGAGGGCGCACCAGCUGAGGCGAUGAAGAACGAUGUUUAUGUGGAAUUGCAGAUUGCUGCUGGAAGGUUACUGGGAUUAGUGAAUAAAAAUCCAAAAGAUGGUGUGCAGCCUGCGGAAUGUGCAUUUUCUGAAGUGUCUUAUGAUGAGUUCAUUUGGAGCGAUCCUUCAAAUAUCUCUAAGUUGGUUGCAUCAGAGGAGGCAGAGUUGGCGAGGAGGAAGUUCAAGCAGAUGGUGGCUGAUAUACCCUCCUUUAGCCUUGGCAUCACACAGGAUGGUGCUUUGCAAGUAAGUGGUGAUCACCAUGUGGUUGAUGUUGGUAAUUGCAGCAACAGUCCAUUUACCCCUGUGCUUGGAGUUAGUAAUGUGAAUCAGGAACUCGCCAAUGCUUCGAAUGAACCGAGAGGGUGUGGUGAACCUGGAACUAACUUGCAUACGAAAGGUGGGGAAGCAUGUGGUCAAGGGUCUGCCAGUGCUGCCAUAAGAAGACAUGAUACAUCAGUAGUCAACGAAAAUGAAGAGGGCAUGAUGGAUAAUGUUUUGGGAGAGGCACUGCCUUUCAAAAGUGAGGUGGAAAAGCAAAAUGAACAGCUGAAACCCGCUCGGGUAAUUAAACCAGCAGAAUCUCUACGGUCUCCGUACGUGACAAGAGCAGUGGAUUUGAAUGAUGGUUUGAGUACUGUGGAAAAGAGAUUGGGGAGAUGGAUCUUUAAAAACAGUAGUGCUCCAAGGGAGGAAGUUGUUUUUAAAAAGGGUAAGUUUUGGUUAAGUAGAGAAGAUAUUUGUAGUCUGGACAUAUUGAAACACAUUUCAAAGAAGGUGUUGGAUGCAUGGUGUGUGAUUUUAAAGCCAGUGCUCUACAGCUAGUGCGGUUGGAAACACGACGCCGAAUCUUUUUCUUACCAUUUGGGGUGCUCGCAGACAUACUGGGAGCAUUGCUGGAGAGCUGAGCAGCGUGUUUAUGACCUUCACGACUGCAUAAAAUAUACUUCCAUAC
This is a messenger RNA of Cuscuta campestris, 2593 nucleotides long. The record is from the annotation of a GenBank genome assembly. NCBI's taxonomy places the organism in Eukaryota, Viridiplantae, Streptophyta, Magnoliopsida, Solanales, Convolvulaceae.